CUGCAUUCAUUGUGCUACGGUCUAUCCACCCCCCUGCUGCUGCUGGGCUUGUGAUUGCCGCUCGCUCCAGCUGAGCUAAGAGUAGCAGCGGCAUCAGGGCAGGGACUGACUCCAGCCCUUGGACUAAGGCUUCGCACCACCUUACGUUGCGUGCGUGACUCGUUCGCAUAUCAUUUCUGUUUAUGCCUGGGGUGGGGAGAAAUAUCCCAAACCAGCAAAGCUAGAAGACAUCAAGGGCUGCUCAGAAGGUAGUGAUUUUCUUGGUCCCUACAAGUACUUCAUCAGCCUAUGUGCUGGAAUACCGUUUGUUGGGGGACACUGUUCCUUGAAGGUGUGACAGCCUGGUUGGUUUCUCUGAAUCUGCUGAAGUUUGUAGAGGCAUCUGGAAGAUUCUCUCUGCAUGAGCUGUGUAAAUGAGUAUGGAAGAUUAUGAUUUCCUGUUUAAAAUUGUUUUAAUUGGCAAUGCUGGUGUGGGGAAGACGUGCCUAGUCCGACGAUUCACUCAGGGUCUUUUCCCCCCAGGUCAAGGAGCCACAAUUGGAGUUGAUUUUAUGAUUAAGACCGUGGAGAUUAAUGGUGAAAAAGUAAAGCUUCAGAUCUGGGACACAGCAGGUCAGGAGAGAUUUCGGUCCAUUACUCAGAGUUAUUAUCGAAGCGCCAAUGCCUUGAUCCUCACCUAUGACAUAACCUGUGAGGAAUCCUUCCGUUGCCUUCCUGAGUGGCUGCGGGAAAUAGAACAAUAUGCCAGCAACAAGGUCAUCACUGUGCUAGUGGGCAACAAGAUUGAUCUGGCUGAAAGGAGAGAGGUCUCCCAGCAGAGAGCUGAAGAAUUCUCAGAAGCCCAGGACAUGUAUUAUCUGGAGACCUCAGCCAAGGAAUCGGAUAACGUGGAGAAACUCUUCCUUGACUUGGCGUGUCGCCUCAUCAGGGAAGCCAGGCAGAACACACUUGUGAACAGUGUAUCAUCACCCUUACCUGGAGAAGGGAAAAGCAUCAGCUAUUUGACUUGUUGUAACUUCAACUAAAGGCCGAGGCAAGGAGAAGCAAGAGGAAUCAUCAGCUGUCCCAAUGGGCCGCAAAUUGCUGGGGAGAUCUGGCGACGAUGUUGGCUCCCGCUCUCAGACCUUCUGACUCCUGAGUUUACAAAGCAUGGCAGGCCGAGGGCGUAGUCCACAGGCCGGGAUUAGCAGAACAUAUAAUGGUUUCAUCCUUUUGCAGUCUGGAGUCAGAGCAAGGAGACGAUUGCACUAGGCGCUCCAUGACCUGCAGAGCAUGUUGCUUUUGUUUUUUAAAAAAAGCAAGCAAAAGCGCAUUCCUGAACACAGUCCAGGGGAAUCCCUCCUGCACACCAGUGGGUGCAUGUGGGGGCUGUUCUUUAGGGCUUCUGGGGACCUUGGUUUUCUUGUCCACCAGAUAAACCAAAACUGGGAAGGCCAAGUACUGUCUCUGUGGUGCGUGUCGAUGACCCCAUGGAGAUUCUGAAGUGUUAUUUCUCUUGUCUACAGGCACUUUCAAGAACUUUGGGAUGUAAAGAUGGAAAAAACCUUUACCCAUGACCAAGAGUUAACAUUUAUUGUUUUAAUGAUAUAUACAAGCUCAUGACUCCUUUUGGUGCUAAUGAUUCCGCUAUUUCACAGACCAAAUGUUUUAGUACAUUGAUGUCCUUAAAUGUAUUUCAUAGAAAUAAAAAAAAAAAUUAAGGGAA
Molecule: messenger RNA, 1705 nt
Organism: Myotis myotis
Lineage: Eukaryota; Metazoa; Chordata; Mammalia; Chiroptera; Vespertilionidae
Gene: RAB30
Product: RAB30, member RAS oncogene family
Exons: 7
Coding region: 414-1025 (203 amino acids)
Biological process (GO): Rab protein signal transduction
Cellular component (GO): trans-Golgi network
Molecular function (GO): GTP binding; GTPase activity
Source: RefSeq, a predicted model, not a curated record